Messenger RNA from Trachymyrmex septentrionalis, 358 nucleotides. RefSeq names its product protein jagunal-like. Gene Ontology annotation, cellular component: endoplasmic reticulum membrane. The record is from RefSeq and is a predicted model, not a curated record. The annotation marks the transcript as partial. NCBI's taxonomy places the organism in Eukaryota, Metazoa, Arthropoda, Insecta, Hymenoptera, Formicidae. The transcript has 2 exons. Gene Ontology annotation, biological process: vesicle-mediated transport; endoplasmic reticulum organization.
UGCGACUAACAAAUCAAGACUGAAGUAUUGUAUAUUUUUUCACUAUCUAUUAUUUUUCGUCAUGCUCGCCAAACUAUCUGCAGACAUAUUAGAUCAUCUGGAUAUAUUUAUUUGGGAAAUCGAGGAGUUACAAGUACCACAGCCAUUAUGGUGGGAGUAUAUAUGGUGCAUUAGUUUGUCGUUAUCAUUUUUCGCUCUCUCUGCGAUUAAAAGGAAUAGGAUUAAAACUCUGCAAAAAUAUAUGAUAGGUAUCAUCCUGUUAGGUUAUGGCCCAUUAGGUUAUGCUAUAGUGUAUUACUUCAAGGAUGUCUGGACAUACUUAACUGUAGGCAAAUCUGAUGACAUUCAUUUGUGGCAG